Molecule: messenger RNA, 2267 nt
Organism: Loxodonta africana (African savanna elephant)
Lineage: Eukaryota; Metazoa; Chordata; Mammalia; Proboscidea; Elephantidae
Gene: DCP1B
Product: decapping mRNA 1B
Exons: 9
Coding region: 483-2129 (548 amino acids)
Biological process (GO): deadenylation-independent decapping of nuclear-transcribed mRNA; deadenylation-dependent decapping of nuclear-transcribed mRNA; positive regulation of catalytic activity
Cellular component (GO): P-body
Molecular function (GO): enzyme activator activity; mRNA binding
Source: RefSeq, a predicted model, not a curated record
GGGAGGAGGCGCUGCGCCCGUGGGUGGCGGCGGAUCGGGGACCUGAGGGCAAGCUGUGGAAUUCUGGAGCCGUGGGCCCGGGGGCUUGGGGGAAGGGCUGGCCGAUAUGUGAAACCACCUGAAGUUGGGGAAAAGGCGGAAAUAUCUAAGAUACCCCAUGUUAGGAGACCGGACCGAUCGGGUACGGGACCCUGAGAGCUGAAGGAAAGAAAGGACCUGGUGCCUUGAGACCAGAAGACUGAUGAACUCCGAGAAAAAUAAAGCAGAAUUAUGUGAAGUAAAAGUGGCUAGAGAAGGCAGGGACAGGGGACGAAUAAAGAGGAAAGUUCUGUUCUGGAACAUCAGUCUUAGAUGGGCCGAAGUGAAAUCAAACCUUGAUAGAGGGGAGAAAUCUGAAGUCGUAAACUCAGGAAAAGACUGAUGUGGAAGGAACCCUAUUUGUUUAUACAAGGUCUGCUUCUCCAAAGCAUGGAUUCACCAUUAUGAAUAGGCUGAGCAUGGAAAAUAGGACAGAACCCAUUACUAAAGACCUGGAUUUCCAACUCCAGGACCCUUUCCUUCUCUACAGAAAUGCCAGAUUGUCCAUUUAUGGAAUUUGGUUUUAUGAUAAGGAAGAAUGCCAAAGAAUUGCAGAGCUUAUGAAAAACCUAACUCAAUAUGAACAGUUGAAAGCCCAUCAAGGAGCAGGAGCAGGAGCAGGAGCAGGAGCAGGAAUCUCCCCAAUGAUCCUCAAUUCAGGAGAGGGAAAGGAAGUAGAUAUCUUACGAAUGCUCACCAAGGCCAAAGAUGAAUACACAAAGUGUAAAACUUGUUCUGAGCCAAAACAGAUAAGCAGUUCAUCUGCCAUCUAUGACAACCCCAAUCUGAUCAAGCCAAUUCCAGUGAAACCCAGAGAAAACCAGCAACAACGCAUACCUCAGCCCAGCCAGACCUUGGACUCUGAACCCCAACACUUAUCCUUGAUGACUCUCUUUGGGAAGCAGGACAAAGCUACAUGUCGGGAAAUUGUGGAGCCUCCACAGAUCUUCCACCACCAGCAGCAGCAGCAGCAGCAAGAGAAACUUCCAGUUAGGCAGGGGGUUGUACGGUCCCUGUCCUAUGAGGAACCCAAACGACACUCUCCCCUGCUGGAGAAGCAGCUCUGUCCGGCCAUUCAGAAACUCAUGGUCAGGAGUGCAGACCUCCACCCAUUGUCAGAGCUGCCCGAAAACCGGCCCUGUGAAAAUGGCAGUCCCCAUUCUGCCGGGGAAGUUUUUACUGGACUUGUCCAGCCAGCAUGUUUCCGUAACAUUGGGACUUCUCAUCGUGCACAAAGUGCUUCCAAAAGUCAGAGCCUGUUAGAGAAACUUCGGAGUGCCCCAGUGGCAGGGAUGAAGUACAUCAUCAGUACGCCAGGACCUACCAGUUCAGCUGCCCCACACUUCAGCAGAACUCUCACUGCUGCUGCCCCUGCGGCUCCAGGAAAGGCUUUGGCUCAGCCUCCGCUGGCGUACUUCAAUGGCUCCCUUCCACCUGAGACACUAGGACCUCAGGCUCCUGGGAAAGAACAAUCCAUACUCCCAAGACCAACACUUCCCCUGUCCUGCAAUCAAACGAGCAGUUGUGGAGUGGUCUCCCCUCAAGAGUUACUGAGAAAGCUCCAGAUCGUGCAGCAGGAGCAGCAGCUGCAUGCAGCCAGCCGCCCAGCGUUGGCAGCUAAGUUUCCUGUGGUAACUCAGAGCUCUAGGACGGCGAAACCCUCGGAAUCCUGGAUGGACAAGACAUCCAGCACUGAAAGGCAGGCUCCUAUUUUCCGGCAGGUCAUGUCACCUGAGCGCAUCCCUGCUACAGUGACUGCUUCUCUGCUCAUGUCCCCCAUGGUGUUCACGCAGUCCACCUUGGCCCCAUCAAAGGAGAGGGACAGUGGGCUCUUGCCCUUGGGAAGCCAAGAACCAGCUGCUGCCUCCACCAGCCUCUUCCUGCCUCUGAAGAACCCAGAGCCUUCUGCAAUCACCAGCAACCCUCUUACCAAGCUGCAACUUCAGGAAGCACUGCUGUACCUCAUCCAGAACGAUGACAACUUCUUAAACAUAAUCUAUGAAGCUUAUCUCUUCAGCAUGACACAAGCAGCCAUGAAAAAGACUAUGUGAAAGCAAAACACUUUUAAGUGAUUUUCGAGGUCCUUCAGGAACUCAGCCUAAGGUUCUUCAAUGUCAAGUGGUGUUACCUUAAAUUUUUUUUUAAAUAAUUAUGUAUAAUAUGAAAUAAAAUGUUUUAGACUUUUUUUG